Wallemia ichthyophaga EXF-994 is the source of this 2703-nucleotide messenger RNA. RefSeq lists its product as uncharacterized. The record is from RefSeq and is a predicted model, not a curated record. The transcript has 3 exons. Lineage: Eukaryota; Fungi; Basidiomycota; Wallemiomycetes; Wallemiales; Wallemiaceae. Bases 1 to 2703 code for a protein of 900 amino acids.
AUGCCGAUUCCGCUGCCGUUACUCCCGCUCAUCGCAGAGACUGUUUACUACUCCAGCAGACCUGCAAUGGAUCUCGAUCCCGUCCCAGAGCCUGGCCGCUGGACCGAGCAAGACGCACGUCACACGCUCUACGCCUUAUCGCGCGUCAAUAGGGAUUGGCACGAUGAAGCAGGCAAGUUUCUUUGGCGCAGGCUUCACUUCAGAUUGGCUGGUGGUUUUCUCUCUGUCGUUGACGUCGUCGCAGGCAAGCAGGUUGAGCAACUCCGGCAGCAAUCUGAUGAGAUUAUCAGAUUGUCAUCGCCACCGCCAGAUCCUGUGAGACCAGAAGCUAUUCUCCCAGACGGACCCACUCUGCCACGUCCCUACCGCCAAUCCUCGCUUAGAAUCGCAUCUAUCCCCGAGUCUUCUGAAGACACGCGCAGUGCUCCUCCCGCACGCCCCACGCUCGACACCUCCCGCAACGCUUUCUCCCCGCCUUCUUUCACCAAUGAACUCGCCACGCCCGUCACUUCCCCUCUUUCCACAUCGCCGCCUGUCAGCUCACCGCUCAACGUCCCAUCAAUCAGCUCCACCUUCUUCGCCCAUCCACCCAUUACCCAAGAAAACACUCCCCCUUCGUCCCGCUCGCAGUCCCCCUCAGGGGCCAACUCUCGUGGCCGGCGGCGUUUUCACGAAGGCCUCAUCAGAACUGCUUCUGCCCAUACCUCCUCUCGUGCGCGCAGCAUGAGCCCUGCCAGAGACAUGGACGUUGAUGAAAUGGUAAAUGCUACCACUGAGGCGCUUAAACGGGAGUCUGAGAGCAUCACGCGCACCCACAGUCCCGAAAAGCGUGGUAGGAAGUUCGACCGUGUUCGCGAACUCUCCGUCGAAGCCGAGCGACUCCGUAGUGCCAGCCCUGUCACUGUUAAUCUGCACGAGAGCCGCCACAACAACACUAUCGCUAUUCGUGAGCCUAGUCCGGAGCGUGAAGGGCUAGCUGAGAUGCGCGAGCAGAGUCCAGAUGAGCAUGAUAAUGCUUUGUGGGGGAGCAACUACAACUCCACAUGGCUCGAUCCCUUCUGUCCAGUCACCGCAACUCCUUACCCUGCACGUCACAUCAACCACAUCUCCUUCACUUCUUUCCGCACAGCCGGCCUGAGGCGGUCUAUAGCACAGGGCACCGAAGAGCGGUUCUGUACUCCGGAGCGUCUCGAGCGUCUCCUCGAUGUAUGUCGGGCUGUGCGGGGGUUCGGAGCGAGUGAGUAUAUGGAUUCCGCGCUUAGUUUGCCAGUGCUCGAGUCCUUGCUUCUACGCGAGCCUCCCGCGCCGCAAACUCACCGUACACGACUGCGGCGAGCAUACUCCGUCCGUGACCCGCCCACGCAAUCCACAGUUGACGACGAGGGGGCCAGUGGGAGUGGCAGUAGCAGUAGCAACCUUCACAUCAACUCUUCCGGUGCGAGUCUCUCCCGUGCGAAAUGUAUUCCAGGUCGUUCGCUGCAUGCUCUAGACCUGAGUGGAUGUGUGAGCGCGACAUUUUUCGACGCGUUGGAAGCAUUCGUCAACAAACACCUCUUUGCACGCCAAUCGGAUGCUUUUGAUGAGCAGGCCGAUGAGCGCUAUCCUGACGAUGUGCGCGCGCGCUCUCUAGCCUACAAGAGCACAGCACAUGCGCAUCACCGUCCCCCUUCCAACCCACACACUGGGCGCUACAGUGCAUUACGGCGACUGAAUGUAUCCAAUGUGGUGAAUGUCUUCUCACCUACCUUGAAAACAUUCGUAUUGGCUUUCCCCGCUCUUACUCACCUCGAUUUGUCGAAUACACGCGCUACACCCGGACUCAUACGUGCUUUGGCACGCUCACCCACGCUCCGCUUGGAGUCUUUUGCUGCUGCCCGCUGCAAGAAGCUAGAUGGGGACUGUCUCCUUCGUCUUCUCGUCGAUUCUCCCGUGACGGAGAAUCUACGCGAGUUGAAUCUGUACGGCGACAGUGCGGUACCAUCUCCACUAAGUGUGUAUGAGUUGGAUGUAAUUCUGCGUCGUGCGCCCUGCUUCAUCAGUGGAAAUCUCCGUUAUAUAGAUCUAGCCGGUGCGCCAUUGACCAAAGAGAUACUGUCGAAACUCGCCGCGCAGCCUCACCUCCGCAGUCUCGGUCUCGCCAAUAUCCCUCGUCUGCCUCUCGGCGCUGUGGCGGAGUUCAUCAAGAACAAAGCGCCCGGUUGUGAGAUAGUCGAUCUCGCAUUGUCUACACCAGAACUGGCUGUUAUUCCGGGAGUAUCAUCAACUGUGCGCUCGGCAGUUCUCACGCUACAGACUAGUUUUAUUAAGGUGCUCACUAAUCCUCCCUUUCACUUCUCUCUCACGUCCCCAUCUCCAGUAGAACAAUCCCCACCGCCAACUGCCAUACGCGUUAUCGAACUUGGCGCUGAAAUGCUCAAUGCUCUACAGGGUGGCGCUGGCUCGUGGAGAGUAAUUCGCUCGCGUGGUAGGAGAGGCUGGUAUGUUGACGUGUCCACCAAACCACUCGAGGAUGGCCUGCUUGCUAGGAAACUUGAUAAGAGUGACCCUUGGAGACAGCAAAUGGAGAGCUUGUCCCAGGCUAGAGGUAACGUUGCCUCCUACAUCGGUUGGCAUUCGAGGAAGAUGGAGGUCCUCUCUGGUCAGGGUAUGCUCGGGCGCGAAGAUGGGCUAUACGGCGUUUACGCCUAUUCUACUGGUCUGUAG